AUGGACCCAAAGUCUUUCUAUUCCAAGAAAAUUAUUCAUCACAAAUUUCUCCGUGAUGCCGUUCUAGAAAGCCUUGCAGAUGAAAAUAUCAAGACAGCAGAUAUUGUUAUUACAGGCAUUCCAGAGGGUGGAAUCGGAAGUGAUGAAGAAGAUGUAAAUGAUGAUCUUCUUGAGCCUUCUGGUAUUCCAGAUGAUAUAGCUGCUGAAGUAGAUACUAUGAUUCCUGUAGACGAUGAUGAAGAAACGGAAGACAUAGAAGAAACUGAAAGAAGGGAUAAACCCUGCUGGAUGAAGAAAAACAUUGAAAGGAAAGAGAUGGAAUCGGAACGUGGAAAAGAGCGUGAAUAUGCUUCCAAGAAACUCUCAGAAUUUUCCAGCGCUAUCUUCUUCAAAUGAAUGGGAUAUUUUCAUAAAGGUCUUUGAAGGUCUUAUUGAACUCCUUGUGCAUGAAACUAUAAAAAAAAACUGUUUUUUUUCCA
Molecule: messenger RNA, 479 nt
Organism: Macrobrachium nipponense
Lineage: Eukaryota; Metazoa; Arthropoda; Malacostraca; Decapoda; Palaemonidae
Exons: 2
Coding region: 1-396 (131 amino acids)
Source: RefSeq, a predicted model, not a curated record